Messenger RNA from Spinacia oleracea (spinach), 621 nucleotides. RefSeq names its product 14-3-3 protein 4-like. Bases 1 to 621 code for a protein of 206 amino acids. The transcript is spliced from 6 exons. The record is from RefSeq and is a predicted model, not a curated record. NCBI's taxonomy places the organism in Eukaryota, Viridiplantae, Streptophyta, Magnoliopsida, Caryophyllales, Amaranthaceae.
AUGCAAGCGUCUGAGAACUCAACAUACAUAUUUUUUAGUGGAGGUCAUCAUCUCACCGGGGUUGCUAAGAGCUUUAAAGCAAUAUAUAAUUAUUCAAAAGGUAAAAAGGCGGAAGUAUCUAUGUUUAUUAAUGUAUUGGAGAAAACAUCCUUAAAAAAUCAAUUAGUUGCUUCUGUAAUUUUCAUGACUAUCGUUUUUAUGGUGUCUUUGGUUCAUGUUGUUAUAUUGAUGGUGAAGCACUUAUUUCUAGCUAAGAGUAGCAGGAUAGGAGUUGAUGUAGGUACUGCUAUUGUCAAAAUAUUGAACCUUCUAGAGUCACACCUUAUCCCUUCAGCUUCAGCUUCCUCAUCCGAAUCUGAGGUCUUCUACCGGAACAUGAAGGGUGACUAUCACAAGUACCUUGCUGAGUUCAAGACAGGAGUUGAGCACAAGGAGGCUACUGAGAACACCUUGUUGGCUUACAAGUCUGCUCGGGACAUUUCUCUUGCUGAAUUGGCCCUUACUCAUUCCAUUAGGCUUGGGCUUGCUCUAAACUUCUCUGUGUUCUACUAUGAGAUGUUGAAUUCACCUGACCGUGCCUGCAAUCUUACAAAACAGUGUCCUGCUGAAUUUUCCAAAUAG